Molecule: messenger RNA, 2100 nt
Organism: Clonostachys rhizophaga
Lineage: Eukaryota; Fungi; Ascomycota; Sordariomycetes; Hypocreales; Bionectriaceae
Source: the annotation of a GenBank genome assembly
AUGGACAAAUCUAGUGGCCAAGGCGGACGCUCUGGGCAGCCUAGUGCGUAUAAGGUCAAUGUCAACAGGACCAAGACGAGGAAAUGGGUGGAAGCCAAGACGGUCAACUACGACGGCGACGACUGGGGAGCUUCCGACGACGAUGAGCCCGAGUCGCCCGACGACGAGCCGCCUAUGCCUCGCGGACCUCCUCCUCUGAGCAAUAGCAGGUUGCCAUCCGAAACUCGAAUACCUGCCCUUAGGCGCCCGACUUUCCCUAUCCCCUCUGCAAACCAACCUACGCAGGAGCCCAUUUCCACGCCGACCCAUCCCCCAGUCGACUCUCAACCCCCAGCGCCCUCCUUCCCGGUCUCAUCUAUCGCCGGCCCCCGGCCCCAAAUCAGCAAGAGUCCGUCGAACGAUUCGCGCCGGUCUCCAGACCAAAAGACCCAGAACAGCCCGCCUGCACCGGAGCCGCGGAAGCUGUCGUUUGAGCAGGGACCGGAGGACACUGGAGCGGACAAGGAUGACUCUCCUAAGCUUCCCAGUGUCGCACGAAUGUCGACAUUCGGCUCAGACAUGUUUUCAGGCACUUCCGGUAGCUUGAAGAAGCAGAACCCAGAGAAUGGUGUACAAGGGGAUAAGCCUGUUGGCCCCUCAGCUCCACGGAUGGACGAUGUUCCUGAAGCGCCCUCGAGUGUCGUUGCUCCAAACCCGCAACGGCCAGGAUUAUCUGGGGGUUGGGUGGCAGAAACACGGUCUAUUGACAGUGGAAAGGUGUCGAACCCCUCGUCUAUGAACAGCACUCCUAAUAUUACGUUCAAUGCUCGCCCUCCUCCAUUGGCGGUCCCCUCCAGCCCAAAGGCGCCUGAAGGGCCACCAAACGCUCCGUACCUCCCUCCCCCUCCAUCAUCGGCGGUGGAUCUGCCGUCACUGCAUGGCAGUACGGGUAGCGGGGAUUCCUCCCCUAUAAAGAAGAGCGAUGCACUAAGUGACGAGAUUAUGCGAUCGUUAACUCCCGGCGGGAUACCUACGACGACCCCGAGCCCUCCGGCUGACAUUGGACCACAGGAGGUUGCAGGAAAAUCUGACGUUGAAGACUUUCUCAAUAACCGUGGUGAAUAUUGGGGCGAGAGCUCUAAGCAGCCGGCUGCACCAACACACCCCCCUGUCACUGCUGGGUCUACAUCCUUUGAUAGACCUUCUCGCCAACAGUCCCCCCAGGUGGACUCAAAGCAACUGGAAUCGGGCACAGGGCCAGCUUCUCCUGAUCAUCUUCUACGCAACAGAUUCUCUUGGGAAAAGGUUGAGCAGCCCGCACCUGGGCCGCCACCAGCUCCGGUGGACGGUCCAGAUGCCAAGGCGACACCACCCAGUGCAGACUCAGCGCCGAUCCCAGUAGAGAGCAAGGAGAGUAUCAGCAAUUCCCCGGAUUUGCCAAUAUCUCCAACCAUUAUCAUGGUUCCUGGGUCGGGCUCGCCUGAUCUACUAGGCCCAUCGGGGCCCCCGGAUAUUAAUAAUGAUCGAGGUUCGCCUGGCUCAGACCGUCACAAUACUACGAAUGCUCCUUUCCCUAUCCCAACAGCACAAUCUCUUGAAAAGGAAGUUCUCCCUCCAUCUCCAACCACCAAUGAUGCUCACUCGGCGACAUUCGAGGUUCCCAGGGAGAAGGAUGUGAUGUCCCUGAAGGAGAUCAUGAAUACAUCUCCAGGGGAUCGGUUGAGCAAGUUCCAGACAACGAGGCUUGAUAUCGCCAUGACAGACUCGGGCCUCAACGGUUGGAUGGCGGCCCUGAUGACAGUGCGUCCGGAACAUGCCAACGCGACUUGUUUCAUGGCCGGCGGCCCAUCUCUGCACACGACUACAACACAUGGUUCUACGGGACAAGGGACAAUGGGUUCGUCACAGGAGUCUGGAGCAGGUGCCAAACUGGCACGAGUAAGGCUUGCAGGGUUUGGAGAACAGGCACAGGCUGCCGCUGAAAGUGCCUUUGGUCAUGGAGGCAACCAAAUUGGCCACAAGAGCAAGGAGUUCAUGCAAUCGGCGGGCAAGAUGGGCAAAGGCCUGUUCAGCAAGGGCAGGAGUAAACUGCGUGGAACCGGUGACAAGAAGACGCACUGA